GGGCGGGGCGGGGCAGGGCGGUGGUGCGGCCGCGGAGCGCCGGGUGCCGGCAGAGUGCGGGUAAGCGGCGACAGCGAUGCUCAACUGCUGGGAAGUCGCACUGGGUGCCGCCGUCUCCGUCCCCGUCCUCCUUUUCGUGGCAGCGCCCUACAUCAGGAGGUAUGUCGCUGGAGGACGCUGUAAGUCGACAGCAAAGAUGGAGGGGAAGGUGGUGAUAAUCACAGGAGCUAACACAGGCAUCGGGAAAGAGACUGCCAGAGACCUAGCACGGAGAGGUGCGAGGGUGAUCAUUGCUUGCAGAGACAUUGCAAAGGCAGAAGCUGCAGCCAGUGAAAUCCGAGCUGAGACAGGGAACCAGCAAGUCAUUGUGAAAAAGCUGGACUUGGCUGAUACAAAGUCAAUCCGGGAGUUUGCUGAGAAAUUUCUAGCAGAGGAGAAGGAACUCCAUAUUCUCAUUAAUAAUGCUGGGGUAAUGUUAUGCCCUUAUUCCAAGACUGCUGAUGGCUUUGAGAUGCAUAUGGGAGUCAAUCAUCUUGGUCAUUUUCUCUUGACUUUCCUGCUGCUGGAGCGUCUGAAGCAGUCUGCCCCAGCCCGCAUAGUGAACGUGUCCUCCCUGGCUCAUCACGGAGGCCGAAUCCGCUUUCAUGAUCUCCAUGGUGAGAAGAGCUACAACCGUGGCCUCACCUACUGUCACAGCAAAUUGGCUAACGUGCUCUUCACCCGGGAGCUGGCGAGGCGGCUGCAAGGCACUAAAGUGACAGCAAACGCUCUCCAUCCUGGUUCUGUCUAUUCUGACUUGGUCCGGCACUCAUUUGUAAUGACUUGGCUGUGGAAGAUAUUCUCCUUCUUCUUGAAGACACCUUGGGAAGGAGCUCAGACCAGUGUCUACUGUGCAGUAGCUGAGGAACUUGACUCUGUGACAGGACAGUAUUUCAGUGACUGCCAGCCAGCAUACGUAUCUCCUCGUGGCCGGGAUGACGAGACAGCAAGGAAGCUCUGGAGUGUGAGCUGUGAGCUCCUUGGCAUCCAGUGGGACUGAGCAGCACAGACCUUGUGUAUACCUGGCUGAGUCCAGUGAUGCUUCUCUGGGGAAGAGCACUGCUGAGAGACCUCAGGAGUAGAAUGCUGUACUUCAGCUGCCCCAGUGAUGGCUCUGUGGGCAUAACCUACUUUGAAUUUCUGGAAUACUACACUUAAGAAUUGAGAUUUGUAAGCAAUCACUCCUUUUCCUAGCUGGAGAAUUAAAGCACUGAUGCAAGGAGCAACCUUUGCUUGGUAUCUCACACAACAGCCCAAGGCUAUUGUCCUCUGGCUUUAGAAUAGAAAGGGAGGUUGCAGUCUUAGGUUUAGAUUAUGAAAAAAAAAAAAAAAAACUUAAAUAAAGUUUGGUUGUGGUUUUUUUCCUAACAGCAAUAGUAAAAAGGUAGGACUCUAAACUUACGAUCGAAGGUUAUGUUCAGUUCCUACAGUUUGACCUGGCAGAGUGAAAGUACUCUAGGAUAUUAGAUUUUCUGACAAGUAAAUGCAAUACAAAUGCUCUCAAGCACACAGAAACAGGUGUGGGCCUUUCUGUGCCAAGCAAUAGGUAACAUUUUUAAGUGGAAUAAUUUUUCUCUUUAAGUAGCUGGACCCUAGCCACUGAAGUAUCCUGGCCCUAAGUGCCCAUUGAUUGCAGUGAGUUCACUGAGGGUUGGGCAUAUCUUCUGAGAACCCAGGUCUCAGUGCGGGUGGCUGGGAGGUUAAAAGUUGCAGGAGCACUGUAAUUGUGCAUGGCCAAGUUACCUUAUUAAAGAAAUCAACAUCUCUCCUGUAAAACACUGAGCAAAGAUGGUAUAAAAAUUGUCACAGUAAUCCCCCCAGCUGCACUUUAAAGGACUUUAGAACCUAGAAAAGAGAAUGAGU
Molecule: messenger RNA, 1902 nt
Organism: Empidonax traillii (willow flycatcher)
Lineage: Eukaryota; Metazoa; Chordata; Aves; Passeriformes; Tyrannidae
Product: retinol dehydrogenase 12-like
Exons: 7
Coding region: 77-1039 (320 amino acids)
Source: RefSeq, a predicted model, not a curated record